Messenger RNA from Perkinsus marinus ATCC 50983, 1899 nucleotides. RefSeq lists its product as hypothetical. The record is from RefSeq and is a predicted model, not a curated record. Bases 1 to 1899 code for a protein of 632 amino acids. Lineage: Eukaryota; Perkinsozoa; Perkinsida; Perkinsidae. The transcript is spliced from 16 exons.
AUGUUCAGUCAAAUGGAUGUUGCGGCACCUCCUGAGAGCAACGGCUGUCUCACCUUCCGGAAGUGCUUUGAGAUAGGAUACUCUCCAGCACUGAAGGAAAAGCAGCAGUUCCCGUUGCCGUUCGAGCGGAACGAUAACCUGUCAGCUACUCGACUUGAUGUGCCGUUGAACUCUGCGAAGUUAUUAGCUCAGCGGCUAACUCCCAAUGGGGGGUCAAUUUACUCCAACCAUAGUCAUGACCGACUCCAUCCACGUUCAUUAGCUCAGAAGCACCGGUCUCGAUCGUCGCACUGCUUACUGUCAUUUACACGGAAGUUCGCGGUGCCAGCUGUAGCUGCUAGCCGAUCCAGUCCCUAUGUCGGAUAUUUUUUGAAGCAUGGAAAGAGACCUGUUGAAGGAGAUAAGGUCUCCAACUCGCAGUCUAUGACGGUAGCACGUAUGUCCACUGUAGCGAUGGGAGCUGCUGAACGCUUUCUUAGCUGGAUGCUCAUGACUUCGUCGGGUUUACCGUACGCUGAAAUGGCGAAGAUACACCACAGGGUUCAUAGCCGACGACAACAUACGUGUACGAACUCUAUAUUGAGAAAGAGCAACUCGUGUAAGAAGGCUCAGCGGGUGAGCUACUCCUCAGAGACUCGAAAGAUUUAUGGUAUUGACUCGUAUGUCAAUGGCAAAAAAUGCAAUAAUGUUGUUGCUGAUUUGGAUGUUAAGGAAGAGGGCAACCUGCUGGAGGAGGGUGGAAAGAAGUCAGCAAGUGCAGUUGAGGAAGCGCCUGCAAAGCGACGAGAUGAUUACAUCUUUGAAGCACCGACGAGCCGUUGUGUGGUUGCAUCAACACCAACUGUGGGGACGAAUACUGGGCGUUCUGUGAGCAUAACGGGGAGAAAAAGACGGCGACAGAGUCAAGCAGCGGACUACUUCGUCGAUGUUGAUAUUAGGGUUCAGUUAGGAGGGAAAGCUUAUAGAACUCGGGUGAAUAUGUUCCCCAAGGGUCGCCUCCUGAGUCAAAUUAAGAAAUUUAUGAUGAAGGAAGCUCACUUGAGGGAAUGCUCAGUGCGUGAGCAGCCCUGGGUGGUUCUUGGUCACAGCGGGGUUACUGAAGCUGAGCUCGACCCUGAUGCGCCGGCAGAGAUAGCUGCUGAGUAUGAGUAUCUCCUGACUUUAAUCAGACGCGUAUCAAUGCUCGAAAUUCUAAGCAGCCGCAGAACGUCGUAUAGGCGGACCCUGCAGCAGAGAGCUCAGGGAUGUGCAAUGCGCAUUCGUAAAAUUAUGAGUAGGGCAGGCGCCUCGGGUGUCACCGUCUUUGAUUGGGACGAUACACUCUUUCCAAGCUUUGUUAUUUGCUCGCGACCAGUGAUGACGAUGGAGCUCUGGAACGAGUUGCAAGAGCUGGCUCGAGUUGUGGAAGAAUUACUCAAAUGCUGUCUCCAAGUGGGGACAGUCGUCAUCGUGACCAACUCUGAGGAGGGAUGGGUAGAGUAUAGCGCCCAAACCUACUUUCCCUCUCUGACUAAGGUCCUGCGACAGUGUCGCAUUAUAUCAGCUCGAACUACGUAUGAGGAGCAGUACCCCGAGGAUCAAUAUGCGGACACUUCAUCGUUGUGGAAAUUACUAGCUUUCGCUCUUUUGUGGAUCGAGUUCAAACCCUCUCAGUUGAUUUCGAUAGGAGACUCUGUGAAAGAACGGCAAGCGUGCUUGAAAGCGGCCGCUGCCUCCACGUACCAUUGCCUUCCCAAAAGCGUCAAAUUGGUCAGCGCUCCAAGUUGUAAAACUCUCAUUCGAGAACUCACGAUUCUUCGAGAGGCCUUUCAAGACUUAUUCAUGUUCAACAGCCCAGUAGACGUUUCCUUCGAUGGAGAGCACUGGCAGUUGCAAAGUGAUUAUUCUGCUGAUCUGUGA